AUGUCGAGCGCAGGAGUUGCGCUGCGUUCUACAAUGGACCCACAGUCCGAAUCGAGGCUCGUCCAAGUUCCCCUGGAGGUGCUGGUCCGGAUUACACGCCGCAUUUCAACGGUCGAUGUCGGAAAUGUGCGAUUGAGUUGCAAAGCCCUUGAGCGUGGCCUUUUCAACUUUUUCGCCCAUGAGUUCUUUCGAAAGAAGCAGUUCAUGGUGACUACCCACAGUCUACAAGCUUUGAUCGACAUCUCCAAGCACAAAACUCUGUCUCCAUUCCUCAGACAUGUCAUUAUCUCGACUGAUCGCCUGCGGGCAGAUAGACCUCCGCAUGGGUUUGGGGCGGACGCUGACAGGACGGCCGAGGUCAAAGCUCGCCAGGCGCUGGCUCAUGCCGAGCUCAAUCACCUGAUGACCACCGGGGGGCUCCGAGACAUGCUAGCGGAAGCCUUCUCUAACCUGACCGGGCUGGAGAUAAUCGACAUUCGCAACUUCAAUUCGAUGAGCCGCUGGCGCGAUGGAGAGCACAGCAAAUGGCGAAGCUGGGGCACCCGCGCACUGGAGGAAUCAACAGACACAGCCGUUGACGGCGCCCCGAGGCACGGUGAAGAAGAGACCUUCGGUAGCAGGAUUUUCACCGCCAUUACCGCUGCUCUUGCCGCAGUAAACGCACGACCUAAAAGCAUCGAGGUCAACCUCCGAGACACUGCAUAUCACGUCGCGAGUGCGGGGCUCCACGACGGCGCGUUCUACAUCCCCACAAGCCUUGAACCUGCCGUCUCCGGAGUCCUUUCAAACUUGUUGAUUCUCCACCUCAUGCUGGAUUCAUCCCGCGUGUCCCCCUCCAGGCCGUUCAUGUACCAGAAGUACUUGUCGCUGGCGCCCAAUUUGACCUGGCUACGGUUAAAUUUUGCCCGCAAGCGGGGUCUCCAUGAAUCCUUCGAGGUACUCAACUGGUUGGCUCACCCGGACGACCAAAUUUCCCUCGCUUCUUUCGAAACACCGCCUAUCCCCUUGACGAAACUCGAGCGGUUGGACCUCGGAGACCUCACGAUUGCAGACAAACUACUCGUGAGUGUUGUCAGACGCUUCGCUCCAACCUUGACGACGCUGCACCUAAACAGAGUAUGUCUGAAGCGCCAUGAUCGGGACGUCGUCGACGCCUUCGACCCAGCAGCCUCCAAGAUUAGUCCCUGGGAACGUUUUCUAUCUGCUCUCCGCAGGAUACCCGACCUACGGCUCCGAACCCUUGCCAUGAGGCUUCCGUCGCACCCGGCAGCACGAGCACCACCCGGUGUGCCGAGGCCGGUGUUGUUUUGGCCUGGUCAGCCUGGGGUCGACUCGCGGGUGAACGAGUGGACAUGCUCGACAAACCUUGAGAGCCUUGACAUGGCUCUUGCGCGGGCAAUCGAUGCAAUUGACCGAGACUGGUUGAAGGAUGAGGACGACGACGAAGAGGAAGAGGAUGAUGAAGAGCAGAGUUUUGACGAAGACGAAGACGAAGGGGAUGAAAACAGCGACGAGGAGGGCAGUUAG
Molecule: messenger RNA, 1527 nt
Organism: Dichotomopilus funicola
Lineage: Eukaryota; Fungi; Ascomycota; Sordariomycetes; Sordariales; Chaetomiaceae
Exons: 2
Coding region: 1-1527 (508 amino acids)
Molecular function (GO): protein binding
Source: RefSeq, a predicted model, not a curated record